AUGCAUUCCAAGCUCAUGGUUACUGCUGUUGCUGCCUUCGCCUCUGCGGCCGCUGCUUCCUCAGCUUCCUUCAAAGACCGAAGCGUAGAGAACCUUCGAUCACGCUCCCCUGCUACUGAUGUUCAGUUCGUUCAAGCCGUCUCGAUCCCUCCAGAGUGCGUUGUUUGUGACGGAUUUGGCCUCGCCUGCGUCGCUGCUUGCCUCGCUGGCGGUCCGCUUGAUCCGCUGUGCGAUAUUUGCGCUGGUGCCUCCAUCGAACUCAUUGAGCAAUGCAUUGCGUGCAUCGAAAAGAACUAG
Neoarthrinium moseri is the source of this 297-nucleotide messenger RNA. RefSeq lists its product as uncharacterized. NCBI's taxonomy places the organism in Eukaryota, Fungi, Ascomycota, Sordariomycetes, Amphisphaeriales, Apiosporaceae. The transcript is spliced from 2 exons. The coding region runs from base 1 to 297 and encodes 98 amino acids. The record is from RefSeq and is a predicted model, not a curated record.